AUGGAGAGCCCCCGUCUCCGGCCGCUGACUGUCUUGGGUGCCGCCCUGCUUUUUCUGCUACCGCUGUUGGGUGUCCGUGCCCAGGAGGAUGCUGAGCUCCAGCCCCGAGCCCUGGACAUCUACUCCGCCGUGGAGGAUACCUCCCAUGAGAAGGAGCUGAUCGAAGCGCUACAGGAAGUCCUGAAGAAGCUCAAGACUAAAAGUAUUCCGAUCUAUGAGAAGAAGUAUGGCCAAGUCCCCAUGUGCCACGCUGGGGAGCGGUGCGCAGUGCGAAAAGGAGCACGGAUUGGGAAGCUUUGCGACUGUCCCCGAGGAACCACCUGCAAUUCCUUCCUCUUGAAGUGCUUAUGAGGCUUCCACCCUCCUCCAUAA
Prionailurus viverrinus (fishing cat) is the source of this 372-nucleotide messenger RNA. RefSeq names its product CART prepropeptide (gene CARTPT). The transcript is spliced from 3 exons. Gene Ontology annotation, biological process: negative regulation of appetite; adult feeding behavior; positive regulation of MAPK cascade. Lineage: Eukaryota; Metazoa; Chordata; Mammalia; Carnivora; Felidae. The record is from RefSeq and is a predicted model, not a curated record. The coding region runs from base 1 to 351 and encodes 116 amino acids. Gene Ontology annotation, molecular function: neuropeptide hormone activity.